UUUGCGGCAUUGCGUGAGGUAGGUAGUCAAAGAAAAGAAAAAUAAAAAAUAAUUAGGAAAAGAAAUGGCAGUUACUGGAGAGAACGAAAAUUGUUCAAGAAAAAUUAAUGGAAAUAUACCUGCAUUAUCCCUCAAUAGUGAUAAUAUGUCGACCUCUACCGAUAGCGACGACGUAGCUGACCCAACAUAUGAAAUAAGGAAUAUUCAAAGUAUAAUAAACGUGACUCGUGAAAACAUUGACGCUCUGAAUGCAAAAUUCGCUGGUUUCCAGCACCCUCCUUCGUUGUAUUUGUCUGAAUAUCAGGAGUUAACGUCUAAGUUGCAUAAUUUAGAACAAAGAGAGCGAACCUUGCGCGAGCUGUUGCAGUCAGAAUCGCCGGACAGAAGUGAAGAGUGUUCCUUGCAAGAAGACUCGAAGAAGUAUGAUACUCUCACCCGGCAACCGAAGGUGUUCUUGCGGGCGCACCUUCCAAACCAGCAGCGCACAAGCGUGCAAGUUAAGGAAGGGGUGACUUUACGUGAUGCGCUUUCAAAGGCGCUUAAGUUGAGGAAUUUGACUUGUGAAAUGUGUGAAGUGGUUCGGACAGGCAAUAAUCAUGUGAUACCGUGGGAUGUGGACAUCACCAUGAUCGACGCCGAGGAGGUGACAGUGAGAACACUAGACAAGCUGCCGAUAAUGUCUCAUAUAUCACAUCAAUUCACCCGCAAGACAUUCUUCACGCUGGCCUUCUGCGAGUGCUGUCGGAGGCUGCUGUUCAACGGUUUCUACUGUUCGCAGUGCAACUUCAAGUUUCAUCAGCGCUGUGCUGAUAAAGUACCAAGUAUUUGCCAUCAGGUCCGAAUGACAGACACAUACUACGCGGCGCUCCUGGCACAGAAUCCGGAGACACAAGCGGGCAUCCUACACUUCCCCCCACAUUUCGGCUAUCAUCAUAUGAUCAACAGGGGUGAUCAGAAUAAGCAGCAGCAUCCGAGGUCUCUGAAUCAGCAGGACCGCUCCAACUCAGCUCCUAAUGUCUGCAUCAACAUGGUGCAGAGACCCAUGACACUGGCUGAGCACCAGAGGAAAUAUAACAAUCAGAGCACCAACUCACCGCAGUCGUCCAACUAUCUUACAUGCAAAAACGCGACAGCGGCCGCUGACGACAAGGAGCAGCACAGUCAAAGCACUCAGGCCUCACCCACGGGGACCCUGAGGCCGCGGAGGCCCAGGGCGAGGUCGGCGGACGAGUCUUGGAAGAACGCCCUGUCACCCAGGGAGAGUUAUGACGAUUGGGUCAUACAUGCCGAUGAAAUACUCAUUGGGGCUAGGAUAGGUUCUGGAAGUUUCGGGACAGUAUACAAAGCGCAUUGGCACGGCCCCGUCGCGGUCAAGACGCUGAACGUUAAAACGCCGACUCCUGCGCAGUUGCAGGCUUUCAAAAAUGAGGUGGCAGUUCUUCGCAAGACGAGGCAUUGCAACAUCCUGCUGUUCAUGGGCUGCGUGUCGAAACCGUCGCUGGCCAUCGUGACGCAGUGGUGCGAAGGCUCCUCGCUCUACCAGCAUCUUCACGUGUUAGAGACUCCGUUCCCGAUGCUGUACCUCAUCGACGUGGCGAGGCAGACGGCACAGGGCAUGGACUAUCUGCACGCGAAGAAUAUCAUACACAGGGACCUCAAAUCGAACAACAUAUUUCUGCGUGACGACUGGUCCGUCAAGAUCGGUGACUUCGGCCUGGCGACUGCGAAGGUUCGGUGGUCAGAGACGAGCUCGCUGGGCGGCGUGCAGUGGCAGCAGCCCACCGGCUCCAUCCUGUGGAUGGCGCCCGAGGUGGUGCGCAUGGACGAGCCGGCGCCCUACACGUUCCGCUCGGACGUGUACGCGUACGGCAUCGUGCUGUACGAGCUGAUGGCCGGCGAGCUGCCCUACGCGCAUCUCAACAACAAGGAUCAGAUCCUGUGGUCUGUGGGUCGAGGUUUCCUCCGGCCUGACGCCAGAAGGCUGCGGGCGGACGCGCCGCAAGCCCUGAAGAGGCUCUUCGAAGACUGCAUCAAGUUUGUCCGGGAGCAGAGGCCGCUGUUCAGGCAGAUACUGGCCUCACUCGAGUGCAUGCUCCGUGCAAUGCCGAAGAUCACCAGAAGCGCUUCGGAGCCAAAUCUAAACAGGCAACUCCACGCGUCGGACGACUAUCUCAGUUACAGUUGCGCGUCGCCGAAAACACCAGUGAAUUUCCAGUUCAACACCGACACUAGUUUCCCGGCUUUCUAUGGAAUUCCAGUUCCGAACCAACGCCAUCCCUAGGGUUUACUGUAGGGCUACGACUAGCCCGCUAACCCUACAAAUAUAGACACGGUCUAUUGCCAACUUCUCUUUUGGCUUUGCAUUCCUUUUUCAAAUAAUAAACGGCCAGUCCUAAAUUGUAUUUCAUUAUUGGCUGUUAUUUGGAAGAUUUGACAUUGACGUUUUGAUAAGCUGUCAAAAUUUAUCAAUUUUGCCGCCAAAUUGGGCCAGUUGAAUUUGAGGUCGAUUUAUUUGAAAACAAAUCAGAAUUAUGAAAUGUUUGUGCUAUAUUAAAGAUAACUUAUAGCAAUAUUCGACUCCCAUUAACUUUUAAUUCCACAAAGAGGGCUUAGCCAAUGGAGAAUGUUAACUAAUUUUGAUUAUUAGCACUCCAUAUUCUCUGAUAAAAAUAAAAAAUACUAGAGAAAGAAUUACGUCAAUACGCAAAUUAGUUCCCGAUUUAGAAGUUAAAGAAGUUGUAACCGCCCGACGCGGGCUGCUGGUGACGGUGUGACGUCAUCGUACAACACAUUCAAUCUGGCUCGUACGCUUGCGGUCGCGCGCCUAUCCCUCGAAAUUAUACCUGAAUACUUUUUAAAAUGUCCAAUCCAAACACUAGGAAGUGUUGUGCCUAAUUGUGAAAAAAGGGCAACUACUAAUUCGCCGGAAAAGUUGUUUUUAUAGUUCAAAAGGUCGUUAAAAUACGAAAGAAAGGGGUAAAAGCUAUGAAGAGGCUCAUUUGGAGAUAAGAGAGAUCAUUUACAUUUAUUUAUUACCUAUAAACAAAAUCAUGUCAGAAGUGCAAAACCUUUAGUGUCAAAACUUUCCGUUAUGUUUUUACAUAGUAGGUAAUACAUAAUAUAAGAACUCGAGAACAAUGAAACUUCAGAACCUUUUCAUUGCAUUCUAAACUGCAAUGAUAAGGUGUGGUUCGUAUACGGUGUUCUGGUGUGAUUCAAUAUUUAACGGUACAUACAUCACCUACUUUUUUUACUUGAACAUAACCAAUAGCAUCAUCGCCAUAGCUGUAUCUUGCCGAUAUGAAAUAUGUUAAACUUACCCAUUAGUAGUUCAAUCCACUGCAACUACACAUGGGUAAGUUUAACAGAUUUAUUUAUUUAGGCAUUUAUUUUAUUUUACCAUGUUCGGUAGAUCAUCAGCUUUUACAAUGUUGCCAGGUAUUUGAUUUACAAUUGAUAAACUAUUACGCAUCUAAGUAGUAGCGAGAAAAGUUUAAUUUGCAUUUUUUAUCCUCUCAUUUCGGCGGCAACGAAAUCACUAUUUGUUGAUAAAUGGUGUGCAAACAUUAAUUCAUCUAUUUUAGGUAGAUUAUCCGAUUGUGUUUUUUCAAAUCCUUCAUCCUUUUUAUUAAUCGAAUAAUAUUCAUUUACUAUUAUUAAGACUUCGUUAUACGCCGACGAAAACACAACCAAAUUAACUACAGCGCAAGCUAUAUUAUCUAUUAUAAUCGCCGGCGACUUGAUGCUAAGCGACUGCAAGGCGCGGCGUGUUGUGAAAUGACGUCACAAGCGGUCACGUGGCUGUUAGCAGGACUCGAUAUUUUUCGGAACUUUGAAUGCAUAUAAAAUUACCAACUAUUAAGUAUUUUUGACUACAACAGAAACUAGUGUAUAUGUAUACUUACAGACUUUACAAAAUUCUUAACGUUCUCCAUUGACAAGAAAAUGGGAUAUUUGUUUAUAUACCAGUAUUUCAAUAUCGAAGGAAAUUCUAUCAGUUCCUAAAAAAAAAACAUGCAAGAAUGUCAAAUGUUUUACUAGACGUACCCGCGUGUAUAUACGCGACUUUGAAAAGACGAAAAUACAGGAAUUACCUCUAAAUUUUAGAGCUAAUCUAAUAAUAAAUUAAUUGGCAUUUAUUCCAUGCCAAAA
Messenger RNA from Amyelois transitella, 4152 nucleotides. RefSeq names its product raf homolog serine/threonine-protein kinase Raf (gene raf). The record is from RefSeq and is a predicted model, not a curated record. Gene Ontology annotation, molecular function: ATP binding; protein kinase activity. Lineage: Eukaryota; Metazoa; Arthropoda; Insecta; Lepidoptera; Pyralidae. Gene Ontology annotation, biological process: signal transduction; protein phosphorylation. The transcript is spliced from 12 exons. The coding region runs from base 65 to 2281 and encodes 738 amino acids.